UCUCCUGAACUUCCAGCGGUCGACUCAAUUGAUUUAACUGAAAGAAUGGAGCUGCACGAAGAUGUUAAAGGACGAUCAUUCUGUGGAUUUUGGCGCAGUUUACCAGAACGCAUUUCCAAAACGGUAGAGCAUUUCUUUUAUCGGCUUGGAGUGCACAUCGCCCAAAAUCCGUUCAAAUGGAUGUUCGGAUGUUUCGUGAUAAUAUUAAUCUGUAUACUAGGCUUGUUUCGUUUCCGACAAGAAAAGAAUCCUAACAAACUCUGGGUUCCAUCAGAUUCUGAUUUUGUGAGGGAUACUGAAUGGUUAUUGUCACAUUAUGAAGAGGCUGUGCGAAUUCAAUCUUUUAUUCUAAUUGGCAAUAAUGUCUUGGAACAACAAACACUUAUUAAGUUAAAUGAAAUCACUAAACAAAUAAUUUCUACUCAAACACAAUUUGAAAACAUUUCUUGGACAGAUGUUUGUAUGAAAAUUCCUGUUAUUUCUGACUACACGCAAAGAAAAAAGAGACAAAGUUCUCCUUUAGAAGAUGAUUUUUUUGAUGAUGAUCUUGUUACAAAAAUUAAUGAAUCUUUAUUUGAACCUGCUGUUCAUGUCAAUACUAAAUUAUAUUGUAGCAUAUUUGAUAGUUUACCUAUAGGUUGCCUAAUGUUUAGUAUCUUGGAUAUAUGGAAUUUUGACAAUGCCAAAAUUGAAAAAGAUUCCCCAGAAGAAAUUAUCACUAAAAUAAAUACAAUAAAUGUGAGUUCUACGUUGGGACAUCCCAUGAAUUUUAAUGAACUUCUAGGAGAUGUAACUCUGGAUGAAAAAGGUAGAAUUAUUGCUGCAACGGCUGUACGGACAGAUCUGAUGGUUCAUGUUAAUUUUCUCAAUGUGAACAUGGAUAAAAUUGGGAACAUGGCAGGGACUGCUGAUUGGGCAACAGAUGAUGUAUUAAAAUGGGAAGCAGCUUAUUUAAAACAUGCAGAAAAUCUAUCGAACAAACUGCAAAGCAAAAAAAGUGGGAAUAAUUCUUUAACACUUUAUUAUGAAGCUAGCAGAAGUUUUGGAGAUAUUAGUGGAACAUCUAUUUUUCAAGAUAUAGAUAAAUUAAUAAUCGGAAUUUUCUUAAUGUUUUUAUAUGUUUUAACGAUUCUGUCGAAUUAUAAUUGGGUAGAAUGGAAAUUUUGUCUUACUAGUACCGGUCUUUUAUGUGUGGGUGGUGCAUUUAUACUCGCGGUAGGAGUAUGCUCUCUGAUCGGCAUCCCAUAUGGUCCAGUGCAUACGUCAUUACCAUUUUUACUCUUAGGUCUGGGGAUAGAUGACAUUUUUGUAAUUAAUGCAUCUUGGAAACAGAUCCAUACUGAUGAAUUAAAUUUAAAUAAACCACUAACAGAAAGAAUCGGACUUACUUUAGGUCAUGCUGGUUCUGCUAUCAGUCUUACCUCGCUUACUGACGUUGUGGCAUUCAUCAUUGGUGCUUCUACAAUAUUACCAUCGCUUCAAUCAUUUUGUAUCUACGCUGCAGUGGGAGUAUUUGUAACAUUUUUAUUACAAAUUACAUUUUUUAUUGUGUUUACUUUGGAUGCUAGAAGAAUAGAACGAAAAAGAAAUGGAGCCUUACCGUGUAUUGUGCACGAAAAUUUUGUGCCCAAAAUGCUGGACCCUAGCAAUGCAAUCUCUUGGAAAUUUAUAAAUUUUUUGUACUCGCGCAUAAUAUUGACUACGCAUGGAAAAAUUAUUAUAAUAUUAGUGACACUUGUAACGAUGUCUAUAAGUAUCAUGGGCUCGCUUCAGCUGGAACAAUGGUUUGAUCCAAAAUGGUUGUUGCCGAAAGAAUCAUACUUGAGUCAAUAUAUAACCAUUCGAAAUCAAGCAUUUCCCGAUCAAGGGUUUGAGGCCUUCGUUCUUAUGGGAGACGAUAUUGAUUAUUCCUCUGAAUUUUCUAAAAUAAUAUUUUUGACCGAACGCCUACAGAACACAUCUUUUAUACAAAAUAUAGAACCUUGGCCGAUUGACUUUGAAAAAUUCGUAUCGAUGUAUUAUGACACAGAUUUAAAAACUACAAAAAUCGCAGACGAUGACUUCCAUCAUUAUCUAUCGAAAUUUCUUGUUAGUCGAGUUGGCGGGAAAUAUCAGAGAAAUUUUCUCUUCAAAGAAAAAUUCAAAUGUGGUAGAAAAGCCCCACGAAUCAUAGCAGCAACUAUUGACUUCAAGUUCAAGCGAUUUAUGACUCCUUAUGAAUGGAUUCCAGCGAUGGACGACAGUAAGCAUUUAACAAACGAAGCACAACUUCAUGGAUAUGUGACAGUCUGGUGCAAAAUGUUCGGACCGUGGAUAACUGAUAAAUUAAUCGCUCAAGAGGUUUUGCGAAACCUUAUUCUGGCAUUGAUCUGUGUCAUGGGUACUACAGCGAUUCUCAUUGCCGAAGUACAGACUUGUUGUUGGAUCUUACUCUGUGUACUUCUCACGCUGGUAAAUGUUUGCGGCUUCAUGUAUUUUUGGGGACUAACAAUAGACAUAGUGUCUUGUAUCGGUCUUGAGCUAGCCGUUGGUUUAAGUGUAGAUUAUGCCGCACAUGUCGCACACGCUUUUCUGAAUGCCGAAUCACAAGAAGAUAAUGAUACUCGCAGAACUCGAGCAUUGGUCGCAGUUAGGCAUAUCGGCGCGGCUGUUGCGUAUGGCGCAGGUUCAACAUUGCUCGCUGUUUCAAUGCUGGCACUCUCGACAUCCUAUGUGUUUAUAGCUUUUUUCCGAAUAUUUUUCCUGGUAAUUUUAUUCGGACUUUGGCAUGGGUUGAUUCUGCUACCAGUCAUCUUAAGCACUAUUGGGCCGCGAAGUUUACGCGUGAUGCAACAAUCACAACCGAUGUCCGAGAAGGCCAUUGCUGUAACUGAUGAUGAUGAAAAUUGAAACGGAAAUACAAACAGUUUGCUCAGGCAACCCUCUUUCUUUAUCAAUAAUAUUUAUUUUUGGUUCAAUAAACAUACAAAAUUAUUACACUAUCCGUACUAUUAAUCACACAUUUAUACAAAAA
Messenger RNA from Pogonomyrmex barbatus (red harvester ant), 3013 nucleotides. RefSeq names its product patched domain-containing protein 3. The record is from RefSeq and is a predicted model, not a curated record. Gene Ontology annotation, cellular component: membrane. Lineage: Eukaryota; Metazoa; Arthropoda; Insecta; Hymenoptera; Formicidae.